AUGACAGCCAUGGGCUCUCGCUAUGAACGCUCGAUCCUCGUCAUCAACCCCAACACCACAACAGCCAUGACUGAAGCUCUCCAGCCCCUCAUCAAGUCCCUCAAGUAUACCAGAACCCACUUCGAAUUCUUCACCGCACCAUCCGGCGUCCCUUCAAUCAACAACGAAGACGACGCCGCCACCUCAGCCGCACAUUGUCUACCCGUCCUCAAACCCCAGCUCUCAUCCCACGACGCCUUCCUCGUCUGCUGCUUCUCCCAACACCCUCUAGUCCCCCAGCUCCGCUCCGAGCUUGCCAAGGUAGGCUCCCACAAACCCGUGACCGGAAUCUUUGAGGCGUCAGUCUCUACCUGUCUGCAAUCCAUCAACACCUACGAUUCCUUCGGGAUCGUGUCUACGGGCUCACAGUGGGAGGAGAUCCUCGGCGAGGCUGUGGCGAACCUUUUCGGUGUUGAGAAGCCGGAGCGGUAUGCGGGAACGAAGACGACGGGGCUCAAUGCUGAUGAGUUGCAUUCUACGCCCAAGGAGGAGGUUGAUCGGAGGAUGAAAGCUGCGACGAAGAAGUUGUUGGAGAGUGGUGCGAAGGCGAUUUGUCUUGGGUGUGCUGCUAUGUCUGGGUUGGAUAGUACUGUGAGGGAGGCUUGCGUUGAGGCUCUUGGCGAGGAUCUGGGAGGGAGGGUGAAGAUUGUGGAUGGUGUUGUGGCUGGGGCUAUGUAUCUGGAGGGUGCGCUGAGGGCUGGAUGGGGCGAUCCGCCGAGGAAGAAUGAUGAUGAUACUAUGUGGGACCCGGAGCUUGAAAUGAUGUAG
This is a messenger RNA of Fulvia fulva, 807 nucleotides long. RefSeq lists its product as uncharacterized. NCBI's taxonomy places the organism in Eukaryota, Fungi, Ascomycota, Dothideomycetes, Mycosphaerellales, Mycosphaerellaceae. The transcript is spliced from 3 exons. Bases 1 to 807 code for a protein of 268 amino acids. The record is from RefSeq and is a predicted model, not a curated record.